AUGGUGUCGAUCCGUGUCAAGUCGGCCAUUGCCGUCGCCUCGGCCCUGGCGCCAGGCUCCAUCGCCCAGCUGUUCACCGUCAACUGCGCGCCGCUGACCUUCUACCGCGGCGAUCCCAUCAUCUUCCCCGGCGUCAUCUCCCCCCAUGUGCACGCCAUUGUUGGAGGCACCCGGUUUUCUCUCAACCUGACCAACGAGCAGGCCAGCCAGGCCAAGGCCACGACGUGCGACAAGCAUCUCGACAAGAGCAACUACUGGCAGCCUCAGCUGUACCAUCAGCGCCGGGAUGGCAAGUUUGAGCUCGUCGAGAUGCAGGGCACUGCUGCGUAUUACAUUGAUCGAGCCUGUGACUAUGCCCCCGGCAAGCAAAACUGCAAAAACGCACCGCAUGCCAAGGCUCCGCCAAAGGGGCUGCGCAUGGUUGUCGGCGAUCCAACUCUGAGACCCGGGGAUACUAGGACGUAUAAUAAGUCGAACCCGGAGCAGAGGGCCAUCUCGCACGUUUGCCUCGGUGCGGAUGGCGGCGAGACGCCUCACCUGCCCGCAAAACCGUGCCCUCGCAUGAGAGCAGAGACCUUCUUCCCUUCCUGCUGGGAUGGAAAGAACCUGGACAGCCGCGACCACAAGAGCCAUAUGGCCUUCCCGGCGGUUGGCGACUACAACACCGGCGUGUGCCCUCAAUCCCACCCCGUUGCCAUCCUCUCCGUAUUUUUCGAAUUCUUCUACAACACUGGCGCCGUAAAAGACUUCAACCGUUGGGUCUGGGCCAUGGGCGAUCCCACCGGGUACGGCCUGCACGGCGAUUACCUCAACGGCUGGGCGGACCAGGCCAAACUUGACCGUGCCAUCGAGACUUGCACUGGCCCCAAUGGCGUCAAUGACGCCGGCUGCAGCUUGAACGUUGGACCCGAUGGCCCCGGGCGUUCGAGCCGUCAACCAGUCGAGGUCCCGCCUCCCAACGAGGAGAUUGGAUUCAACGGCACUCUCGACAAGCUGCCUGGCGACAACCCAGUUACUGGACAGCCGGUCCAGGGAUAG
Molecule: messenger RNA, 1038 nt
Organism: Metarhizium brunneum ARSEF 3297
Lineage: Eukaryota; Fungi; Ascomycota; Sordariomycetes; Hypocreales; Clavicipitaceae
Source: RefSeq, a predicted model, not a curated record